This is a messenger RNA of Mercenaria mercenaria, 1509 nucleotides long. RefSeq names its product prefoldin subunit 3-like. Gene Ontology annotation, cellular component: cytoplasm; prefoldin complex. Bases 56 to 625 code for a protein of 189 amino acids. NCBI's taxonomy places the organism in Eukaryota, Metazoa, Mollusca, Bivalvia, Venerida, Veneridae. The record is from RefSeq and is a predicted model, not a curated record. Gene Ontology annotation, molecular function: tubulin binding. The transcript has 6 exons. Gene Ontology annotation, biological process: microtubule-based process; protein folding; tubulin complex assembly.
UUUUGCGUCUUUCUUGUAUUUUACCAAAGUUGGGUUUAUAUGUAAUUUUUACAAAAUGGCGUCGACCGAGACCAAUUCCACGGAAAUAGAGACGAAAACUUACUCUGGAAUUCCUAAAGCUGACUUCUUGGAGGAUGUGGAUAGUUACAUGAAAAGAUCAGAAGAAACUGCUGAGUCAGCACUGAAGAAGCUUGAUGAACAGCACAAUAAAUACAAGUUUAUGGAAUAUAACCUAAAUACAAAGAAAGCCAGAUUGAAGGCCCAGAUACCAGAUAUAAAGAAAACUUUGGACAUAAUUGCACACUUGCAGACCAGAAAGAAUUCCAGUGAACCGAUGGAGACUAGGUUUUUAUUGUCUGAUCAGGUUUAUGCUAAAGCUAGAGUUCCACCAACAGAUAAAGUUUGUUUAUGGCUUGGGGCCAAUGUAAUGUUAGAGUAUAACUUAGAUGAUGCUGAAACAUUACUAAAGAAAAAUCAGGAAGUGGCAACUAAAAGUUUAAAACAAGUAGAGGAUGAACUUAGUUAUAUAACAGAGCAAACUACUACUUUAGAAGUUAAUAUGGCUCGUGUAUAUAAUUGGGACGUUAAACGUCAGCAAGCUGUACGGGCCUCAAAAUCAUCAUAGCAGAAUAUUAACUACACCCAUCAGGUUGUACAUAGCAUUUGAACAACUUACCCAUCAUGAAUGGAUUUCCAUAGACUUUGAUGGACUACAAACAAUCUGGAUCCAGAAUUACUCCGAUCAUUUUCAGUCAGUAGCAGAGCUGAACUGUGUUCCUGUGUUUCAUAUGAUAAGCUCUGCUUGUUGGUACUCGAUUAUGUGUGUUUGUGACGCCUGCUAUGACAGUAUUGCUUUAUAUCAAUGAUAAUACAGCGUGUGCUUUACAUAAUUAUUUUAUUAUAAGAUCAAUCAUGGAUUUCAUUUAGAGAUGAAGGAUUCGGUUAAGUUUCUCAGUUCUGCUGCUUAUUUUAGCCUAAAUUCAUGCAAUGUUGGCUGGUUGUGUUAUAGGGUUCAAAUCAAAAUAUGUCUGUUAAAAUGUACUUUCUCCAUACUUUGUUUUCAUUGCAAAUACAGGUAAUGACAAAUUUGUCAAAAUAGACACAAUAACACCUUUUUUUUUAUCCUGUUGACCCAAGGCAAAGGAUGGAAUAUACUUGUCCUUUCAUUGUGAUACCGAUACAUAUAAGAAACAGAACAAUUUUAUUGAUGGUGUUAACUUUUCUUUGUAAUUUAGUAGUUCCUACUUGAACCCUUUUAUACAUUUUAUUAUAAAAAAGAACUUUGAUGUAUAGCAUAAUGAAAUAAAUAUUGGUGACAAGAUUAUCUAAGAACAAAUUCCAACUUUAUACUUUAUGUUCCGAUUCAAUGUUUCACUUUAAACAUGUAAAUGAUAAUAUAUUGUUGGAUAUUUUUUAAAUGACAAGGUUAUUAUUUUUGCUCAGUGGAAGAUACAAUUUUCCUGUUCAAUGUGCUAGAAUUCUUAAGGUGAUUAAACUCUCAAUUAUAAA